GGGCUAGACCCUCCCAUGACACAAAACACCAUUCAGCAGCAUGUCAACGCACUCUCAUUUUGAUAAGAAGAAUAAACAGUGAAAGGAAUCGGACAAUCUAUUUCCUGGACAUAUAGAUUCGGGGCAUCUGUUAGCCCCACUCUGAAGUGAACUGCUUAUCCAAACUGUUGAUUUUAUUAUAACCAAAUAUAGAAAUGGGAAGAAUACAUAUCUGCGUAAGACGGGCGUUCAUUUUCGUCUGUGUCUUGAUCGGGAUCAUCAGCACCCUCCUGCUGGCCAUCACAUUAUUUGGACAUGGGCACUUCCACCAAUCAGAAGAAAUAGAGAUUCUGCCAGGGAUAGCAAUUCUGUAUGUCAUAGAAGCAGCAACCCUUGUCCUGUCAAUCUUGGGGGUCUAUGGUGCACGCAAGGAGAAGAAAUGGACUGUGGUUCUGUUUUCUGUAGGUAUGUCACUGGCCAGCCUAUACCUGUUUGUGGAGUGCGUGAAUGGAUAUCAAAGCAAACACGAGCUGGAGGAGUUAACCAGAGAGGAACAUCUAGCUAUGAUGCCUCUGAGUGGAGCGAAUCAAACUGAUUUAGAAGGGCUAUACAACAUGCAGACUAACUUCAAAUGCUGUGGGCUCGUACAAGGCUACCAAGACUGGGGCACAGACAUCCCCCUCUCCUGUCUCUGUUCUGAUGAGGACUCAACACACUUUAAAUGUGUUGCUCCUGGUAACAAUACAAGAUCUGUUAUUCACUAUCCCAACAGUGAUAUGUCUGAGGAUGAUGACCACAAGGCUCUAAUGGAUGAACACAUGCUGGUUUAUAAAGAGCCAUGUCUUCCCAUCCUGAUCUCUUUCAUGGGCUAUGCAAUCAGCCUGAUGAUAGGAACAUUAGUUGCACUUAACGCAUUAUGGGAUAUUGGAGUUGCCCUGGCCAUCACAAUACUCUGCCAGAUGAGAAGAAAGUUUGAUGUGCCACCUGUGAUCUUCACCUCUCAACCACCUCAGUACAGAGAGCUGUGUGACACAGCAGAGAGUGUCUGAAAUGAAAUGGUCCUCUAAUGAAGGAUACUCAAUGCACUAGUCUGAGUGCCAGUCUGUUUGUGCCAUCAUGACAACUCCUGUCACUCAUUUGUGUCAAGCCAAACAUGACAAUGGGUGACAAAGAGUUGGCUUGGCAAUGACAUGGAUUUAACAUGGGCAAGACCACAAACAGAUCUGGGAUCAGGUUAGCAAUGCACUCAUAUUAUGUACAUACUCAUAACACACUUGGAAGGACAACUAGGGACAUUGUUAGACAUCUCUGUUGUGUUGUCCAAAGUAUUACUGUUUAACUCUGGGUCUUCCUUUCCUGUGGCGGUCCUCAUGAGAGCCAGUUUCAUCAUAGCGCUUGUUGGUUUUUGAGACUGCACUUGAAGAA
Salvelinus namaycush (lake trout) is the source of this 1404-nucleotide messenger RNA. RefSeq names its product tetraspanin-8-like. The transcript has 9 exons. NCBI's taxonomy places the organism in Eukaryota, Metazoa, Chordata, Actinopteri, Salmoniformes, Salmonidae. The record is from RefSeq and is a predicted model, not a curated record. The coding region runs from base 195 to 1028 and encodes 277 amino acids. Gene Ontology annotation, cellular component: membrane.